UCAGCUGAUAAACUCUUGACCACGCGAAUGCACUCCGGGAGUGAAUUUCUGCCUGACUGAUAAGUGUGAUUGAAAAGCGCGCACUAUUGAUUACACAAGUGCGGCUCUGUGUCACGGGGGCAUCCCGAGGGCGGCGAGGCAGAGCUCAUGUCGUGGGCAGGCCAGUGUGCGCAGCGCGAGAGUCUCAGGAGGCGAACAAUUGCGCGUCCCUUUGACAGUGACAAUCGCGAACGUGUGUUUCUCGUGCGCUCCGUCACGGCCCUAGCCAAUGCUCACGCCCGCCCGCGACCGCUCGCGACACAAUGGACAGCAAUGCUGCGGAAUCUGCCGACUUGGCCAACGAGGAACCGGCCAGCAGUAACAUUGUCAUCAAUUCGAUCCGCGCGAAAUCGCUUCUUCGCAAUCAACUGGAGAAAGCCACAGUGAUACAGUCCAGGAUGCCCAACAUCAAAGUGUUCUCGGGAACGUCGCAUCCGGAUCUCGCGCAGCGCAUCGUGGAUAGACUCGGCAUCGACUUGGGGCGCGUGGUGACGAAGAAAUUCAGCAAUCUGGAAACAUGCGUCGAAAUCGGAGAGUCUGUGCGCGGCGAGGAUGUGUAUAUCGUGCAAUCGGGCUCCGGUGAGAUUAACGAUAAUCUCAUGGAGCUUCUCAUCAUGAUCAACGCAUGCAAAAUUGCAUCAGCUCUGCGAGUCACGGCGGUGAUUCCUUGCUUCCCGUACGCCAGGCAGGACAAGAAGGACAAGACCGGUGGAGAAACCCAAAAGGUGAAAACCCUUAAAUACAACGAAUGGAAGUUUCGGAGUCGCGCUCCGAUUUCGGCUAAGCUGGUGGCGAACAUGCUUUCGGUUGCUGGAGCUGAUCACAUAAUAACAAUGGAUCUGCACGCAUCUCAAAUUCAGGGCUUCUUUGACAUUCCUGUGGACAAUCUGUACGCCGAGCCGGCCGUUCUCAAGUGGAUUAAGGAGAAUAUUCCGGAGUGGCGCAACUCGAUAAUCGUGUCUCCGGACGCCGGCGGCGCCAAGCGCGUAACGUCGAUUGCAGAUCGGCUGAACGUGGAGUUUGCGCUGAUUCACAAGGAGCGCAAGAAGGCCAACGAGGUGUCGUCCAUGGUGCUGGUGGGCGACGUGAAGGACCGUGUGGCCAUCCUGGUGGACGACAUGGCGGACACGUGCGGCACGAUCUGCCACGCGGCGGAGAAGCUGAUGGAGGCUGGCGCGACGAAGGUGUACGCAAUUCUCACGCACGGCAUCUUCUCCGGUCCGGCGAUUUCGCGGAUAAACAAUGCGUGCUUCGAGGCAGUGGUGGUGACCAACACAAUCCCGCAGGAUGGUCACAUGCGGGACUGCCCGAAGAUCCAGAUGAUCGACGUGUCGAUGAUGUUCGCCGAGGCAGUUCGUCGGACGCACAAUGGCGAGAGUGUCUCUUACUUGUUCUCUAACGUGCCUUACUAAAAAGGAAAAUGACACACAGGAAGGCAGGAAGAGAAAAGAUGUAGAGUCAUUUCGGGGAGUGCUUGACUCUCUCAGCGACGAGUGGGAGAAUCUCUGAUAUAAAUUUUCGAUGAGAGUGCGUGAGAAGGCAGCAAAAGUUGUGAAAUUGCAAGGGAAAAAAAGGAGGGAAAAUUGUAUGAAAGGGUGCCAUCAAUGGAUGUUUUUAUAGCUAAGACAUUUUCAGAAAUCAUUUAUAAUUUGUAAAACUGUAUGGAGAGCGAGAGAGAGAGAGAGAGAGUAGAGCAAAGUGAAGAAAUUGUAGAUGGGCUAAAUGAAACAUUGAUAUAUAAUUUUGGAUUGUAAAUAUUCCUCUUGCCUCUAAAGUGAGAGAAUUUUUGAGAAAUUAUCAUUUAUAGAAACUUCUGUUUUACGAACUUUUAUGCAGGAAUAUCAUAGUUUUAUCAGGCAUUAUAA
Phlebotomus argentipes is the source of this 1904-nucleotide messenger RNA. RefSeq names its product ribose-phosphate pyrophosphokinase 1 (gene Prps). Gene Ontology annotation, molecular function: ribose phosphate diphosphokinase activity; magnesium ion binding. Gene Ontology annotation, biological process: purine nucleotide biosynthetic process; 5-phosphoribose 1-diphosphate biosynthetic process; ribonucleoside monophosphate biosynthetic process. Bases 303 to 1451 code for a protein of 382 amino acids. The record is from RefSeq and is a predicted model, not a curated record. NCBI's taxonomy places the organism in Eukaryota, Metazoa, Arthropoda, Insecta, Diptera, Psychodidae. Gene Ontology annotation, cellular component: ribose phosphate diphosphokinase complex; cytoplasm. The transcript has 6 exons.